Molecule: messenger RNA, 2789 nt
Organism: Leptidea sinapis
Lineage: Eukaryota; Metazoa; Arthropoda; Insecta; Lepidoptera; Pieridae
Gene: Cht2
Product: probable chitinase 2
Exons: 9
Coding region: 80-1606 (508 amino acids)
Biological process (GO): chitin catabolic process; carbohydrate metabolic process
Cellular component (GO): extracellular region
Molecular function (GO): chitin binding; chitinase activity
Source: RefSeq, a predicted model, not a curated record
ACAAGUAUGUCGCGGUGCGCAUACUACGCGUUCGAAAUUUGAAUUUUAAAUAUAAUCGGUUUUAAGAAUAAGUGACAAAAUGGCGGGAGGUUGGUGUUUGUUUUUUUUAAUUUCAUCAGUUGUUGUGGCUUUAGAUGGACAGACCUUGGGUCCUGGACCCGCCCAUAACAAAGUGGUGGUAUGCUAUGUAGCAACAUGGGCUGUGUACAGAUCAGGCGACGGCAAGUUCGAGCUCAGUGACCUCGAUCCCUCAUUGUGUACACACCUUAUAUACUCCUUUGCUGGUCUGGAUGAGUCUUCUCACAGCAUUAAGAGUCUUGACCCCUGGCAAGACCUGGAGAAAGACUAUGGGAGGGCUGGAUACAAGAGGAUUGUUGCUCUUAAGGAGACCUAUCCUCAUCUCAAGGUCACCGUAGCCAUCGGUGGGUGGAACGAAGGUUCAGAGAAAUACUCAAAUAUGGCAGCUGACCCAGAACUGAGAGCGAAAUUCAUUCAGAGCGUUCUUUACUUUUUGGACACAAAUAAAUUUGAUGGGCUGGAUUUGGAUUGGGAGUAUCCAGGCAAAAGAGGCGGCAAAGCUGAGGACAAAGCGAACUAUGUUUCUCUUGUUAAGGAAUUAAACGAAGCAUUUCAAUCGCGCGGAUACCUUCUUACGGCAGCGAUGGGAGUUGGCAAAGAUACAAUGGACGUCGCGUAUGACUUGGCCAAGCUGAGCCGCUAUCUGGACUUCAUCCACAUGAUGUGCUACGACUAUCAUGGCACCUGGGACGGCGUGGUCGGUGCCAACGCGCCACUAAGAGGCAUGAACGAAGCCGAUGUUUUGAGCGUGGAAUACACAACAAAAUAUAUGAUGGCUCACGGCGUCAGUCCAUACAAGAUGGUUUUGGGUCUGCCUAUGUACGGAAGAACGUUUGUACUGGAAAAUCCUGGAGUCAAGAGUAUUCUGUUUGGCGUGACCGCUGCGAAGAGUGUCGGCUUUCCUGGGCCAUUCACGAAAGAAAAUGGGUUUAUGGGCUAUAACGAGAUUUGCAGAGAGCUUACAAACAGCUCUUCUACCUGGAUCAGGCAUUGGCAUGAACAGACGUCGACCCCCUACCUCCGGGAUGGCUCCAGAGUAAUCUCCUACGACAAUGAGAGAUCUAUUGCACUGAAAGUAAAAAUGGCCAUUGACUACGGGCUUGGAGGACUUAUGGUGUGGAGUAUAGACACAGAUAACUUCAAAGGUCGGUGUGAGGACGAGACAGACACAUUCAUUGACUUUGAAGAUCGCUAUCGGAAGAUUGUUGACGAACCAAUCUUAGCGAGGGUGCUGAAAACUUUACAUUUGCCAGACGCUAACCACGUUGAACACCAUGGAAGAAGAGCAGCUUACACAGUAUCAGAUAAUCGUCUUGAGCUUCGUGUCCCUGACAACAAAUACCCUAACUAUAACCUCAUGAGAACCAUCAACGAAGCAACACUUCUCGCUCUAGAAGAGAAGAGAAUCAUGGAUGAAAUUGACCUGCUUAGUAAGCAGAACGAGAUAGAUGAUAGCCCUGACUCUGCCAUAGUUCUGUCUAGCAGUUUACUUUGUCUAUGGUUGUGUGUUCUUCCGUUAUACAUUUAAACACAUUCCUGAUGAAAUAAAGUUGACUAUCCGAAGUUAUUGUAAAAACAAAGCAAGGUAUCUUGCUGUGUAUAUAUAUGUUUUGUAAGUGACGAGUGAGCAAUGUUCAUUUAUUGCUCGGAAGUUUUUUUUUUUUAAUAUUUAGUUUUUAGCCUAGGAUCCAGUAUGAACUGGAUUUGCCAUGCGCGUAAGGUGUAAAAAAAGUCCUAUAACCCGCACAAAUUGCUGGUGCAAAUAAUUUGAACGAACUAUUGAUUUGGUUGUAUAGUAUAGAGAUUAUGGUAAUAAUGAGCAGCAUUUUUACACUUUUUAUUGUGUAUUAAUAUGAUAGUUUUUUACUCCAUCAAUUUGUUUAUUUAUUUAUUCUUUACUAAAACGGCGUGAACCAAUUACAAUAUUAAAGCAAUUUAUAAAAGAAGGUAUAUUUUAACAAAAAUUGUACUUAAGUAUGAAAGAUUGUGUAUGUUUUCUGACUGCCGCUCCGUACGCCAUUAGCAGCCUAAUAAAUAACAUAUCAAUUUAAACCCGCGUAUUGGUUGAAACAAACCAGAAAAUCUGAGAAAACUGUGGGUUUAUUCAGUGUGUGCAAUAUUGCUUUCGUUCUAUUUAUUCCUAAGAGUUUUUAUAUUUUGUGAUCUCGUUCAUGUAGGUACUUUAUUUUUUUUACUUUUAUUAUUUGCUUAGCAAAUCCAGAUUGAUACUUAAUCCUAAGUGUACAACAUUUACGAAGAGUUAUUUUUCAUAGUGUAUCCAAAGUUUUACAUAGGCUACAGAGAAAUAUAUGACUUGUAAAAUAAAUCAUAGGUGCUUUUUUCAAAUAUUCUUUAGUACCUAUCCCUUUAACCAAGUUCUUUAGCAAUGAUAAAUAAUAAUGAAUGCAUUACAAAUGGUUCAUGUUCAUACAACACAUUUUUAUUUUCUUGACACUUACUAAUUACCUUCUUAGGGGAUCCAGAUAAUUUUACUAUAUUAAAUUAUAUUAUAAGUAACACUGUUUUUUUUAUCUCCAAGUUCCAACAUUCAAUAGAAGUCUUCCUAUUUUUACUAGAAUUUUCAAACAAUAGAAUAUCACACUUUUCAUCUUACAUAUUUCUGAUGAUAUAUGAUUAGAAUUUUUUAAUAACUUUCUUUAACAUUUUUUUUUUAUUUAAUUCCUAUUGUAAAAAUAAAACUUUAAAUAUCA